Molecule: messenger RNA, 6127 nt
Organism: Myodes glareolus (Bank vole)
Lineage: Eukaryota; Metazoa; Chordata; Mammalia; Rodentia; Cricetidae
Gene: Phf14
Product: PHD finger protein 14
Biological process (GO): regulation of transcription by RNA polymerase II
Source: RefSeq, a predicted model, not a curated record
GCGGCCCUUUAGCUCGUGGUUUGGUUUUUUACUUCCUUCUCGUCAGAGCUGUAUCCGGGUCGUUGCUCUCCCCAUUGUUUCAGCCCGUCGCCCUCAGACUGUGGGGAUUCUGGGUCUUUUGUUGUCUUCUGGUGCAGGAUAAUAAAGUUUUCUGUUCUUUUUAUUUCUGGUUUUUACGGGGGCAGCUCCCCUCGCCGGGCGGCCGGGCGGGCCUGGCGCCUCUGACCCGGGAGCACGGGGGAAGGGGCGGGGUGGGGGUGGGGAGGGACGGUGGCCCGCCCCCGGGGUCGCCCCUGCUCGGCCGGCGCACCGCCCCGCUUAAAUAGCCGCUCUCGGACUGGUCUCCGCGGCCCUCCGCGCGUUCCCGCUGCCUUGCCUCCUGCAGCCUCUCCCUAGGUCUCCUCCAAACGACCACCUCACGGAUUCCUUAUGGAUCGCAGCUCCAAGAGGAGGCAGGUGAAGCCUUUGGCAGCUUCUCUUCUGGAAGCUCUCGAUUAUGAUAGUUCAGAUGACAGUGAUUUUAAAGUUGGAGAUGCUUCAGAUUCUGAAGGGAGUGGUAAUGGAAGUGAAGACCCUUCAAAGGACAGUGGAGAAGGCUCCUGUAGUGAUUCUGAGGAAAACAUUUUAGAAGAAGAACUGAGUGAAGAUAUUAAAGUCAGAGAAGAGCAGCUUAAAAAUUGUACAGAGGAAGAAAUAGUGCCGUCAGGUAAGCAGUUAAUUAGAAUGGAAAAGAAGGAAGAAGAAGAAAAUGGAGAAAGACCUAGAAAGAAAAAGGAGAAAGAAAAGGAAAAAGAGAAAGAAAAGGCAACAGUAUCUGAUAGUGCAGCUGCCUCUGCUGCGGCCACCACAGCCACAAGUCCUCCCGCUGUCACCUCCCCUUCUGUCCCUACCACCACCGCCGCCACCGAGGCCCAAGUCAGUGAGCCCAAGAAAUGGAAUCUUCGUCGCAACCGGCCCCUUUUGGACUUUGUAUCCAUGGAAGAGCUGAACGACAUGGACGAUUAUGACAGCGCGGACGACAACGACUGGAGGCCCACUGUGGGGAAGAGGAAGGGGAGGGCGGCCUCUCAGAGGGACGGCAGUGACGGGGACAAUGAGGACGAUGAAGAUGAGGGAAGUGGGAGUGAUGAAGAUGAGAAUGACGAGGGCAAUGAUGAGGACCAUAGCAGCCCUGCUAGCGAAGUGGGCUGCAAGAAGAAGAAGAGUAAAGUUCUUAGCAGAAACAGUGCUGAUGAUGAGGAACUGACCAAUGAUAGCCUGACCCUAUCUCAGAGCAAGAGUAAUGAGGACUCGCUGAUUCUUGAGAAGAGCCAAAACUGGAGUUCCCAAAAAAUGGACCACAUUCUGAUUUGCUGUGUUUGUCUGGGAGAUAACAGUGAAGACGCAGAUGAAAUAAUUCAGUGUGACAAUUGUGGCAUUACCGUUCAUGAAGGAUGUUACGGAGUUGAUGGGGAGAGUGACUCUAUUAUGAGUUCAGCUUCUGAAAACUCCACUGAGCCUUGGUUUUGUGAUGCCUGUAAAUGUGGUGUUUCUCCUAGCUGUGAGCUAUGUCCUAAUCAGGAUGGAAUUUUCAAGGAAACUGAUGCUGGAAGAUGGGUUCACAUUGUUUGUGCCCUAUAUGUUCCCGGAGUAGCCUUUGGAGAUAUUGAUAAGUUACGACCAGUAACACUAACAGAAAUGAACUAUUCUAAAUAUGGUGCCAAGGAGUGUAGCUUUUGUGAAGACACUCGCUUUGCUAGAACUGGAGUUUGCAUUAGCUGUGAUGCAGGGAUGUGCAGAGCCUAUUUUCAUGUUACCUGUGCGCAGAAAGAAGGCCUGCUGUCCGAGGCCGCAGCAGAAGAGGAUAUAGCAGAUCCAUUUUUUGCUUAUUGUAAGCAACAUGCAGAUAGGUUAGACAGAAAGUGGAAAAGAAAAAACUACUUGGCUCUACAAUCCUAUUGUAAAAUGUCUUUGCAAGAGAGAGAAAAACAACUGUCUCCUGAAGCACAGGCAAGGAUCAAUGCCCGACUACAGCAGUAUCGUGCCAAGGCAGAGUUGGCUCGAUCUACCAGACCGCAAGCCUGGGUUCCAAGGGAAAAGUUACCCAGGCCACUCACAAGUAGUGCUUCGGCCAUUCGUAAACUGAUGCGCAAAGCAGAACUAAUGGGGAUCAGUACAGACAUCUUUCCAGUGGACAAUUCAGACACUAGCUCUAGUGUGGACGGGAGGAGGAAGCACAAGCAGCCAGCUCUCACUGCUGAUUUUGUGAAUUACUAUUUUGAGAGAAAUAUGCGCAUGAUUCAAAUUCAGGAAAAUAUGGCUGAACAAAAGAAUAUAAAGGAUAAAUUAGAAAAUGAGCAAGAAAAGCUUCAUGUAGAAUAUAAUAAGCUCUGUGAAUCUUUAGAAGAACUGCAAAAUCUGAAUGGGAAACUUCGAAGUGAAGGGCAAGGAAUAUGGGCCUUACUUGGUCGAAUUACAGGGCAGAAGUUGAAUGUACCAGCAAUCUUACGAGCACCCAAGGAGAGAAAACCAAGUAAGAAAGAAGGAGGCACACACAAGACAUCUGCUCUUCCUACAGUACUUUAUAGUUGUGGAAUUUGUAAGAAGAACCAUGAUCAGCACCUUCUUUUGCUGUGUGACACCUGUAAGCUGCAUUACCAUCUUGGGUGCCUUGAUCCUCCCCUUACACGGAUGCCAAGAAAGACCAAAAACAGUUACUGGCAGUGCUCAGAGUGUGACCAGGCGGGGAGCAGUGACAUGGAAGCAGACAUGGCCAUGGAAACCUUGCCAGACGGAACCAAACGAUCAAGGAGACAGAUUAAGGAGCCAGUGAAAUUUGUUCCGCAGGAUGUGCCACCAGAACCCAAAAAGAUUCCAAUAAGAAACACGAGAACAAGAGGACGAAAGCGAACCUUUGUUCCAGAGGAAGAAAAACAUGAGGAAAGAGUUCCUCGAGAAAGAAGGCAGAGGCAAUCUGUGUUGCAGAAGAAGCCCAAGGCUGAAGACCUAAGAACUGAGUGUGCAACCUGCAAAGGGACUGGAGAUAAUGAGAAUCUCGUCAGAUACCCUUCAUGAGACCCAACUCUGCCACAGCUCAUCCUCGGAGGCAGUCCCGGAAACCUCUUUUAUAAGUGUGAUUUAAAAAAUGUGGAUAAAACUCUCAAUAGAGCGUAUAACUAAAGGAGAACAGUUAUCUUGUCCUUCCCAUAAACUUAUCACUGUAAAAAAGUGCUUUUGCUUGUCAGGUUUGGAUAGAAUGUAAUUGAUUCAUCUGUUAUAUGGGUAGACAGGCAGUUAAUUUGCCUGUGGAUUUUUUUCUUUUCCUUUUUUCUAUUUUCUUCUUUCUCCCCUUCUCUUUUUUCUUUUCUUUCCUAUUUCUUUUUUUUGUAACAAUACUCAGAAACAGUUGGUGUACACAAUAUUAAAAACUACAGUGGGUAAUGUCUUGUCAAAAUUGUUUUAGUGGGUAAAUGUCUUUCCCCCUUGUUUCUUUGGCACACGACGAUACAGUAUUUGGACUCAAUGAAGACUGAAGGAAGCCAGUGGGACUUACAUGCUCUGUGCUUCCCUGUGCUUGAACAAUUACCUCCGUUAUUUGUUUGUAAAAGGACAAUGCUUGCCACUCAUCUGCAAGUCUGUAUCAACUUAUUUGCUUCAUGUAUUCACACAUGAAAGAAAUUCUGCAGUGAGAACAACUCUAGAUUCAAAUUUAAUAUUAUUCCUAUUUGUGAUAUUCAGCAAAAGUGAGAGACUGGUGAAGAGUACAACUUUCCACUGUUGAGUAGUACAAAAGCACUUGCUAUUAGCAUGGACGUUUUAUAAUUAGAACUUAAGCUCAAGUAAACGUACCAUCUGUGUUAGUCUGUAGGUACUCUUCUCAGAAGUUAUCAGAUUCAUUCCUUAUUGUUUUAUUUGAUACAAACUCUGUGUGCUCCAUAUAAUUUUUAAUUUUUUGAACUCAAAUGUGAAGCUGGGAAAUGAGGGAGAUACAGAGCUUUUGAGUAUACAACCCGCCUGCUGAGAGAUCUUCACAGCACCUGUCUCCUCAGAGGUUUACUGAGCUUACCUUUGAUCUUCACGCUUUACUGGCCCAGUUCUCAGUCAACGGCAGAAAUACUUUGAAUAUUGUACCACUAAAUCUUGAACUGAUUUAGAAGAGACUGCUGAAGUUGAAAUGCACAUACACAUGUAAAUUGUCAAAUUGUCUCUUGGAAUUCCAUUGUUUAUCAUUGUGGGUUUGGAUCUUUCCAGAUUUAGGGGCUUUUGGAAUAGUUUAAACUGUAGGAAUAGAAUAGACAAUGCUGUAGCUAGCCAAUGUAUGUGUAAUUGUAAAAUCGGUGUCUCUAGUAAUCUGUAGUAAUAGGAACCAUAUGAUUGGAUAAAAUGUUUAUUGCACAUGUAGGAAAUAAUAUAUAAAUAUGCUAUUAAUUUAUUGUUAGAUCUUAUGGCACUGGAGAAAAUAUCCAUAAUCAUUAGGAAAAGCAAUAUGGUUUCUUUAAGUAUAAGAAAGAACCAACUGUCAUUACUUAAUUUAUGGAAAAGUUGAUGAACUCCAGCAAAUUUUAUAAAAAAUGACAGUGGCAGAUUAUCAUUUUUCAAAUGAACUGUGCUUUAGGCCAACUGUCUUUUAGUAUAAGGCAAGAAAACGUUAUUGGAUUUUUUACAUUUAGCAUUUUCCCCCCUCUUAUGGGUUUCUGGUUUUUUUUCCUGAGAAAUCAUAGGUAGUAUAGUUACAAUGACAGUGUUAAUUGCAAGCUUUUUCACAUUGGUUAAAAUGUAAAAGGUCUAAUUACCUUCUUCAUAUUUUAGUUUUCAGUGGUAGAUUUUGGUCUUCCAAGUCUUGUAAACAACCCAUGUUACAUGUUUUUCACAUGUUACAGAUAGAAGUGGCACAGUUCCUACAUGAUAGAUUCUUAAGAGUCUCCAUCUUCUGAAAAGAAUAGAAUGAAAUGUUUCCCUUAGUAAACAGUAGAAAGUUAACUUUUGCCCAUUGCUAUUAAAGUUGAAAUUAUUCUUUAUCUAAGAAAAUAUUUCAAAGUGAUUUAUAUCUUAUAAAUAUGAAUAAAAGGAUAACAGCUCAGGUAUUUGACAGUUAUUUGCCACAGAAUAGGAACUGGAAGAAGCAUUGAAGUAGCAGGAAAGCUCUGGGAGAAUACUUGCUUGGUAAAAUGUGUAUAAGCAUGAGGACCAGUACUCGUGUGAACAGCCAGGUGUCAGGAGGCUCUCUGUGGCUUACUGAUCAGACAUUGUGCAGACUGGACAAGUAUCAGGCAAAUGAGAGACCCUAGCUCAAAACACAUGGUUGACAAUUCUGAAGCAGGAAGGCAAACCAGCACACACGCAUGUGGGCACGCACACACACACACACGCACACACCAGGUUACCUACACAGUAUUGGGAAGGAAAUUAAAUGCCUCUAAAUACACAACGGAUGAUAUGGUAGUGAUGCAUCAGAGUCACAGAAAGCAUUAGUUGAGGCUUUGUUGGCUAUCAUCUUCUCAUUGCCCUCCCGUUCCACCAGAACUCCUGUUCUCCCUGCCUCUCUGAAGUUUUUAAUCCUGUAGUUUUCUGAUACGAUGCAAAUAUAUGAAUUUGUAACAGGUUCAAAAUAAUGUUGACUCAACUAGUCAGGGACAUUACUUUGCCAAUAAUUAAUGUAGUUAUUUGUUUAAAAUAGUCAUAUAUUCAGUAUUGAUUAAUAAUGAGUAUGGAUGUCUUUAAGGGGCUCAGAUAUCUCAAAAUAUUUUUUUCCAGACAGUUUGUAGAAAAGUAAUUUCUUCCCAAACACAUAAGAUGAAACUUUUUUUAUUUUUAAAAAUUCAUUUAAAUAUUUAUUUCACAAAUAGAGCAGUACUGCAUGCCCAAAAUAUCAUUGACUUUUUGUUUUUUAGGAUUAUGUAGGAUAUGAAAAUAAUAUUUAGCCUUAGCCUGUAUUGAGAUUUAAAUUUAGAUAUUUAUGCAUCACUUAUGUAUCAUUGUAGUUUGUGUUUCCUGAAUGUUUAUCCAAUAUUAUAUGUGACAUAAAAAUAGAUGUCUGACAGAGAAUAUUUAUUUUGUUGCCCUACUUUCUGGAUUGUACAUCCUAUUUCUUAGUGAAACACUUUUUAAGCUCUCAAAGUUAAAUAAACACACACAUCAUUGAUACGUU